Molecule: messenger RNA, 3061 nt
Organism: Coturnix japonica (Japanese quail)
Lineage: Eukaryota; Metazoa; Chordata; Aves; Galliformes; Phasianidae
Gene: FSTL1
Product: follistatin like 1
Biological process (GO): cell differentiation; multicellular organism development; regulation of BMP signaling pathway
Cellular component (GO): extracellular region
Molecular function (GO): calcium ion binding; protein binding
Source: RefSeq, a predicted model, not a curated record
UGGAGCCGCGGGCUGGCGGGUCGGGGCGAGGGGGGGAGACUUCCCCUUCCCUUGCCGAGCGAGCCGGAGAACGCGCUUCUGCAACUCCUCGUGUCCCGGCGGUUCCGGCAGCCCCGCAGCAUGAUCUGGAAAACUCUCCCGCUGCUCUGUGCCCUGCUGGCCGUCGCCCGGCUGCGAGCGGAGGAAGAGCCAAGGAGCAAAUCCAAAAUCUGUGCCAAUGUUUUCUGUGGAGCUGGGCGGGAAUGUGCGGUGACGGAGAAGGGAGAGCCGACCUGCCUCUGCAUUGAGAAAUGCAAACCUCACAAGAGGCCUGUGUGUGGUAGCAAUGGCAAGACGUACCUGAACCAUUGUGAGCUGCACCGAGAUGCCUGCCUCACUGGCUCCAAGAUCCAAGUGGAUUACGAUGGCCACUGUAAAGAGAAGAAGUCUGAGAAUCCAGCUGCAAGUCCAGUUGUCUGUUACCAGUCGGACAGGGACGAGCUUCGUCACCGUGUCAUCCAGUGGCUGGAAGCAGAAAUUAUCCCAGACGGCUGGUUUUCCAAGGGCAGCAACUACAGUGAAGUCCUGGACAAGUACUUCAAGAACUUUGAUGAUGGCGAUUCUCGCCUGGACUCCACUGAAUUCCUGAAGUUUGUGGAGCAGAACGAGACUGCUGUCAACAUCACAACCUACGUGGACCAGGAGACCAACAAGCUGCUCAGGGGACUCUGUGUAGAUGCCCUCAUCGAGCUGUCAGAUGAAAAUAGUGACUGGAAGCUCAGCUUCAAUGAAUUUCUCAAGUGCCUCAGCCCAUCCUUCAACCCGCCAGAGAAAAAGUGUGCCCUGGAAGACGAGACCUAUGAGGAUGGAGCAGAGACCCAGGUGGAGUGCAACCGCUGUGUCUGUGCCUGUGGAAACUGGGUGUGCACUGCAAUGACGUGUGAAGGGAAGAAUGAGAAGAUGACUGCUCACAGACAGCAACCUGGUCAAGACUUGACUGAGGAGGAGCUAGCUAGAUAUGUUCAGGAGCUGCAGAAACAUCAGGAGACAGCUGAGAAGAACAAGAAGAUGAACACCAAGGAGAUGUAAGGGGCCUCCACAUCGGAGGAGCCCAGGAGGAUGGGCCCAACCUGCUGCUCUGUCCUCCAGUGCUGAUCUCAGUAUGCACAAGUGUCUGCUACAGUUGCCCAGUCACAGAUAUUUACAUUGUAUAGCGAUGGGUUAUUUGUUUUGUAAUACACAGAGAAUGGGGCCAGGAAAGGGGAGCAGAGCCCACCAGGUCAGGGAGCUUUGUUGCUGGGGCCUUGGAAGUCUUCAGGGAAACUACAGCAGCCCCUGGGACCCUUCCCCAGGGCAGCAGUGGUUUCUCCCAGGAGCUUAUGGGGAUUUCUUGUUCCCCUAGAUCUGGGGAAAGGAUGGAGGUCAGUGCUGGAUAUGAGGGAGUCUUCAAUUCACAGCUGUCAGCACCAGCACAGGCCUGGCAGUUUUUCAGCCGAGCAUGUGUGCUGCUGCAGGGCAUAAUGAGGCAAGGGCAUUGCCUCGCUUACCUUCCUCUUUGGUUUGAGCUCCUCAAAGCUGAUCAGCCUCAUGUGACACCUGGAAGUCAUGGUGCCAUGCUGCUGGCAGGAGCCCAGCACAUUCCUCCUUGCUUUCCACCAGUCUGUCCCCAGCAGCUCCUCCAGUACAUUGUGGGCUACAAAACAACACAGUCCCUUUUGACCUCAUCUCACUCUUACUCUCCUCGCCCCCUCCUUAAAGGUGCUAUCAUAUUUUUUCUUAUCACAUUCACAUGCCGACUCCCCCCCCCCCUUUUUUUUUUUUGUUUUUUCUUUGUUUUGUUUUGUUUUUUAUUACUUUAUUUCCUAUGUUAGUAAUACAGCGUUUGUAUGUUUCGUAGCUCUAGGUCUUUCAAGAAAACCCAGCCUGUGGGUUUUUGUUAUUGACAGUGCUGUAACGCCCCGUGCACAGUUUCUAUCACACUGCAUUCAGUCACCACAAGCAAAUGACUUGUGAGCCCUACAUUACAGGGUAUUUCUUACUUGAGGAUUGCAGCAUCCCUCGGUGAACAAAGAGGCAGGGCUGGAUGUAAUGAGUUCUACUAGACACAGGUUGACACUGCAGCUCUCUCUGACUUUUGCUCCUAGCACUGAUUGUGUGCUCAGAGUCUUGAAUUGCCCAGAGGGACAUGCUAGGUUGUCCAGAAACAGAGGGACGUGGCAUCGCAUUAGUAGGUUAUCUACAUAGAAAACUGUUCAGUCGAAGUUUGAGCUGUUAGCCAUCAUCCUGGGUUUUCCAUCUCCCUCUGGGAUAAGGCAGCAGCAUUCAUUUCUAAUUGCAGAUGUGUGUUCAGAGUCAGGGCUAGAACCCUUCUUGCUGACACAAUUUUUAGCGUCUCUGAUCAGACCUUUUUUUUAAUACCCUUUGCGGGUCAUUUCCAAGUAUCUUGUUUCUCAGAGCAUUGGUUCUAGUUAAAAAUGAAAAGCUGUUUUGUUGACAGUGACCUCUCUAGCCUCAUGCACCAGCUGAUUUUCUCCUGCAGUUGUCCAGUGUAUUUCCUAUACUUACACCUAAGCAUCCUCUGUCCACAUUCCCUUCAUGUCCCUGCUGUGCAUCCCAAGCAGUGGCACGUCUCUGAAUCAAGAGGACUGCUGUGAUUUCUGUCUUCCUGUUUCUGAACAACAAAUUGUUGCCAGGUGUCUUGCAGUCCAUAGUGCUUACUCAAGUGAAAGUCAGCCUGCAUCAGCAGAAGCAUGUUCUGCUUGAAAGAAGAUCAGCAGAGCUCGAGUCUCCACCUUCCCUUGUCGUCACGAUACUUCCCUUGAAGAAGAAGACUGAGCUGGUGCCUUGCAAGCAUAGGAAAAGACAUUAGACAUCUCCUAGCGCCUCCCCUAGUUAGAGGCAAAGCAGCAUCAUGUGUUGGUUCUGGAGUCACGGGAACAUAGUUAAUAAAUGUUUUGCUUCAUUCUGCCCCAACUCUGAAGGGUAGUUGGUGCCUCCCAGCUCUCUUCCUUGCAGCUUGGAUCAUUGAAGUGCCUUAAAAAAAACCCACAACAGCUUGCCUUAAAGGCUUUCCCUGGAUGGG